GAAUUUGAUGCCGAAGCCAAACUGGCAUUCGAGGCUCUCAUGACGUUUCGCUUAUUUGAACCAACCACCGAAGAGUUUAAAGAGUUCCAAGCGAACUUGGAGUUGCGCCGUAAGCACGAUUUCAAUUGGACGAGCCCACCUGGAGAUGACUUCAACUUCUUUACAAGUGCCUUCCAUGACGUCAUCAUCUUGUUUUCUCUCGCCGUCAACGAGACUUUGGGCGAGAGUGGUAACUUGUCCGACGGCUACACGCUCACCAGGAAAAUGUGGAACAGGACAUUCGAGGGUAUCUUUGGCAAUGUCUCCUUGAAUCCCAACGGGGACCGUGACGGCGAUUACUCUCUUUGGGACAUGACAGACGCUAAGAGCGGGGAUUUUGCGGUUGUGGCAAAUUUUCACGGUGCGACGGGUGAGUUGGAAUUUGUGGGUGAUAUCGCCUGGCCAGGAGGGGCUACCGACCCCCCGUCUGACACUCCGUUCUGUGGCUUUGAUAACGAGAAUCCUGCCUGUCGGACACAAGAUUCAACCUUGACGAUAACCAUUAUUGUUUCGAGUUGUCUUCUUAUCGUCGGUGCAAUUCUAAUUCUGGCGAUAUACAGAAAGGUCAAAAGGGAUGCCGAAAUCCAAAGCAGGGCGUGGCAAAUAAAGUGGGAGGAGCUACAGAUCCAAGACGACCACGCCCGUGGACGGGGAAGCUCAGCCUUUUCUCUGGGUAGUGCCUCUCUUAAAACAGAUGAAGGGAAGCAGAUUUUCACAAAAACUGCAUUCUAUCAGGGUCGCACUGUUGCUGUGAAGAGGCUCGCCGCGGACCAAGUGGAUCUUACUAAGAGCCUGCUGAUAGAGCUGAAAACCGUGCGGGAUUUGGAGCAUCCCAAUCUCGCGAGAUUUAUCGGAUUGUGCAUCGACGUUCCUAACGUGGCCAUCGUCAACGAGUAUUGCCCCAAAGGAAGUCUGAUGGACAUACUUCAGAACGAUUCCAUCAAACUUGAUUGGCUCUUCAAGUAUUCCCUUAUCAGUGACGUCAUCAAGGGAGUGCAGUACCUUCACCGCAGUGAGUUAUCAGUCCACGGCCAACUCAACUCCUCCAACUGCCUCGUGGAUAGUCGAUUCGUCCUUAAACUUAUUGACUUUGGUUUGCUGUCCUUCCGGGAGGGUGCUGCGCGACCUCGCGGAAGCCACGCGCAGCAGACGAAGUUGUUAUGGGUCGCCCCAGAGCUACUCCGAGAUCCAAAGCGAGGCCCAACUAAAGAGGGCGACAUCUACAGUGUAGGGAUGGUCAUGAGAGAAGUGGCGACACGGGAGGGGCCGUAUGAAGUCGAGGCCAAGAACAUGGAUGUCGGUGAAAUAUUGAAGAAAAUCAAGUUGCCACCUGCUGGCCUGCAACCAUUCCGGCAACGAGCAACCGCCGAGAACGUCGACUCCAGUAUUUCCGAGCUGAUCAAAGCGUGUUGGGCGGAAGACCCUAAAUACAGACCUAAUAUCAACUCGCUGAACGCAUCCAUCGUCAAAAUCAACAGACAGAAAAACACAGGCACGGGUAUCCUAGACAACCUGCUGAAUCGGAUGGAGCAGUACGCCAACAAUCUGGAGGAGUUGGUGGAGGAGAGAACCGCAGCCUUCUUGGAGGAGAAGAAACGAGCUGAGACGCUGCUUUAUGAGCUCUUACCCAGAACCGUAGCAGAUCAGUUGAAGCAAGGCAAGGCAGUCGACCCCGAAUCUUUCGACAGUGUCACCAUCUUCUUCAGUGACAUCAAAGGGUUCACUGAACUCUCGGCACAGAGCACGCCUAUGCAGGUUUGUGGUUUGUUGCUGAACGAUCUGUACACAUGUUUCGAUGGCAUCAUUGGGAAUUUUGACGUGUACAAGGUGGAGACCAUUGGAGAUGCAUACAUGGUCGUGUCUGGUGUUCCCGUCCGCAAUGGCAAUGCGCACGCGCGAGAAAUCGGCAACAUGGCGCUGGCCUUACUCCAGGCCGUAGGCUUGUUCACGAUAAGACACAAACCCGACACCAAGCUGAAGCUACGAGUCGGAAUACACACUGGUCCGUGCGUAGCUGGCGUGGUGGGGCUCAAGAUGCCUCGCUAUUGUCUGUUUGGUGAUACGGUGAAUACGGCAUCUCGAAUGGAAUCAAACGGAGAAGCCAUGAAGAUACAUGUUAGUUCCGACACCAAAGUCAUACUGGAUAGCUUUGGGUGCUUCCAAAUUCAGUUGAGGGGAGCUGUGGAGAUGAAGGGUAAGGGAACUCAAACGACAUUUUGGCUUUUGGAAAGCAACAACAUUUUGACCAAAAGAGGAGAACUCGACAUCAGUCGACUAAAAAACACAGAAAACUGGUUAAAUCGACCGCUUGUCGAUAAUCAGCGUCUACCUGAGGGAACACUCGACGAUGGGCCUAUGUCGAUUACCGAGAAUUGAAAGUUGGUCAACUUCAACAGGCUGAACAUGGGGUUUUUUGAGGCUGUAUCUAUUUGUGUGAAUCAGGUUGACAAGAGAAGACAUAGGCCAAUUUUAUUGAGCAGCUAAGCAAGGAAGAUUUGAAUAAUAAUAAUAAUAAAAACAA
Molecule: messenger RNA, 2560 nt
Organism: Patiria miniata (bat star)
Lineage: Eukaryota; Metazoa; Echinodermata; Asteroidea; Valvatida; Asterinidae
Product: atrial natriuretic peptide receptor 1-like
Exons: 20
Coding region: 40-2415 (791 amino acids)
Biological process (GO): cGMP biosynthetic process; protein phosphorylation; receptor guanylyl cyclase signaling pathway
Cellular component (GO): membrane
Molecular function (GO): protein kinase activity; guanylate cyclase activity; ATP binding
Source: RefSeq, a predicted model, not a curated record